Molecule: messenger RNA, 2498 nt
Organism: Saccostrea cuccullata (small rock oyster)
Lineage: Eukaryota; Metazoa; Mollusca; Bivalvia; Ostreida; Ostreidae
Exons: 16
Coding region: 1-2433 (810 amino acids)
Source: RefSeq, a predicted model, not a curated record
AUGAAAAUAGGGAUAUUUCUGGUUUCUAUUGUGUUUUCUCUGUUUUUACCUGGCCAUAUUGUCUACGGAGGAAUUUCGGUUGCAUUUACCCCUAACAAAAGACUGUCUGGAUUUUUAAUGGAAAAAAUAUCUCCCAUUGGAAAAAAGAUGUGCGUUAAAGAGUGUGCCAAAAGGGUGUCUUGUGCCUCGCUUAAUUUUCAUAGAGGUCGGUUAGAAUGUGAGUUGUCCUUCAAAGAUGGAUCAACAAACCCAACAAAUCUGACAUCUGAUAAAGAAUAUGUCUAUAUUGAAAGGAAAGAAAUACCACAGGUGUAUAUUGAGACAUGUGAUGCAUCUUGUUCACCCCUAGGAAGUUGUAUUCAGACAGCUACGGGACCUAAAUGUAUCCAAUCAGACUGCCCAUCAAAUCAUCCAGAUGCAAACACUACUUCAGUCAAGGUCACAUCCACUAAGGUCGGAACUAUCCUUACCUACACCUGUAACUCUGACCCCUCAAUAACCUUGACCUCUACCUGUAGGAGUAAUGGGACCUGGUCAUCGCCAGCCUAUGUAUGUGGACAACAGUCUAACCCGCCAGACUGCUUUAAUAUCACGAAUUCCUGUUGGUACAAGUACAACUUUACCCAUGGCAAUGAAUUUAAUGGAUGUGCAGGUGGUCCAAGAUAUGUCAAAGAAACGGGAUAUACAUCUGCUCCACUGGUAGGGGUGGUUUUGUGUUCUCCUACAAGAUAUAAAUUAUUCCUUGGUGAAAACUUAACAACGACAUUUUACAACAUUGGAGACGGGAGCGGAUCAGGACAGGAUCACUGUGAACUUGUCGGUGGAUCCCAAAGUACUGCUAUAAUACCAGGAGAUUAUCCCCAGUCUCCAGCUGUCACAGGUUACUAUCGAAAGUAUGAGGGAGCGGAAUUUCAAUUUGGAAAGAUUGGCGCAGCGCAGUCAUCCUACUGGCUCAACUCCUAUCUGGAAUGCGGCAUAUCAAUUCCGGGAACGGGCACCUUACCAAUGGCGACUAGUGCUGUUUAUAUUAUAUUUUUUCUUAUUUCAUUCUCAUAUUAUGUUAAUGGAGGAACUUAUGGCAUAUUUUCCCCCGAUCUACGACUGUCCGGAUUUGUCAUGGAGAAAAUUGUCCCAAUCGGAAUGGAGAUGUGCAUCAGGGAGUGUUCGAAAAGAGUUUCUUGUGCCUCGUUAAAUUUUCAGAGAAGUCUUUUAGAAUGUGAACUGUCCUAUAGCGACGAAUCAGAGAGUCCCUCUGAUCUGACGUCGGAUGUGAAAUACAUCUACGUCAGUCGAAGCAAUAUUCCAGGGGAAUACUCUGGGUCUUGUAAUGCAUCGUGCUCACUUCAAGAAAGAUGUAUUCCCGCGGCUUCUGGUCCAAAGUGCGUCAAAUCAGACUGCCCUGACCUUCAUCCCGACGCGACCUUAACUUCGGUCAUGGUCACAGCCACAAAGAUCGGAACUGUCCUUACCUACACCUGUAACUCUGACCCCUCAAUAACCUUGACCUCUACCUGUAGGAGUAAUGGGACCUGGUCAUCGCCAGCCUAUGUAUGUGGACAACAAUCUAACCCGCCAGACUGCUUUAACACCACGACUUCUUGUUGGUACAAGUACAACUUUACACAUGACACUGCCUGGAAUGGAUGUCCGGGUGGUCCGAGGUAUGUCAAGAAAACGCAAUAUGUGUCCGCACCGUUGGUCGGUGUAGUACUCUGCAAUUCUACAAGGUACAAGAUAUUUCUGGGUAUGAAUUUGACCGACACAUUUUUGAAUGUUGGUGAUGGCAGCGGUCAUGGAGCGGAUCAUUGUGAACUGGUAGGGGGACUAGAAGCGGAUGCCGUCCUGCCCGGGGACUAUAUGAGUUCCCCCACACUAACCGGUUAUGCCCGCAGUGAAGUAGGGGAGGAGUUCUAUAUGGACAUUUUAUCUGGGGACACCGGAUGGUGGACUGACUCCUGGUACGAGUGUGGCGUACAGAUUCCCGGCCCCCAGGAACCGCCAUGCAUGUCGGCCACGCCCCCUUGUUGGUAUGCUUACGAGGUGUCCGUGGAUGAGUCUUUCAAUGGAUGUAGCGGGGGAAAAACAGUGGUCAAGAAAACAAACUUCACCUCGGCUCCGUAUCUCGCUGUAGUCUUGUGUAACAGUACAAGAUACAAGUUUUUCCUUGGUGCAAACUUAACGACAACCUUCUUAAACAUUGGAGACGGGAGCGGAUCUGGAGAAGAUCAAUGUGAACUUGUAGGCGGAUCUGAAACUUCUGCAGUAGUAGCGGGAGACUACCCAUCUUCUCCGGCAGUCACAGGUUACUAUCGGAGGUACGUGGGGGAGGAGUUUACUGUUGGGAACAUUGGUUACAUGCAGUCGUCCUAUCAUUUCAACACUUACAUGGAGUGCGGAGUGGCCAUUCCAGGAACAGACCUCGUCGUCUUCUAGUUGGAUUGUCUUAAAUCAUGAACACCGGCAAAAUUUCUCUUCGAUCUUUCAUAUUCAUAGUUUGC